Molecule: messenger RNA, 2893 nt
Organism: Psammomys obesus (fat sand rat)
Lineage: Eukaryota; Metazoa; Chordata; Mammalia; Rodentia; Muridae
Gene: Clec1b
Product: C-type lectin domain family 1 member B
Exons: 6
Coding region: 201-848 (215 amino acids)
Source: RefSeq, a predicted model, not a curated record
UCUCUGAACCUCCAUGAAAGGGUUUCCUGGAAAAACAAGACAAAAGAAAACAAGACCCAAGUGUCCCAAUGCACAUGGGCUCCACACCACCGGGAGAGCAGGCUCCCACGUGGCAGGCACUGGAAUGAUAAGAGUGGACAACGGGGUGAGUUCUGCAGAAGUCACUGAGCUCGGAGCUCUCUUGCAGCUCAAGGGGAGCCAUGCAGGAUGAAGAUGGGUAUAUCACCUUAAACAUCAAGCCCCGAAAACCAGCUCUCAGCUCAGGUGAUCCUACCCCUUCUUGGUGGCGUGUGAUGGCUUUAGUUCUGCUGAUCUCAUCCCUGGGGCUGGUGGUCGGGCUCGUGGCGCUGGGGAUCAUGUCGGUCACACAGCAAAAGUACCUGUUAGCCGAAAAGGAAAAUCUCUCAGCCACUCUGCAACAACUGGCCAAGAAAUUUUGCCAAGAGUUGAUUAAACACGCAGAGUUCAAGACAAAGAGCAGUUUCGAGCACAAGUGCAGCCCCUGCGCCACCAACUGGAGAUACCAUGGAGAUAGUUGCUAUGGGUUCUUCCGACGUAACCUGACGUGGGAAGAGAGCAAGCAGUACUGCGCCCAGCAGAACGCAACACUUGUGAAGACCGCCAGCCAGAGCACCAUGGACUACAUCACAGACAGAACUACUUCAGUCCGUUGGAUUGGAUUGUCACGCCAGAACUCUAGGAAGGACUGGAUGUGGGAAGAUAGCUCAGUUUUUAACAAGAAUAUAAGUGACUACCGUCGGGGUUACUUUCAGUAUCUUUUUGUCCUGUGCGUCUCCACCAAUCAGGUAUGUUGUAGAUCACGAGACAGUUCUAAUGCUGUACAAUGAGGCUCCACACUUCCGAUGUCAUUGUGGGCAAAUGGCCUCAUCUCAUUAACAGUUGCUGUAUAAGUAAUCGAUGGGAAGGUUCUUGGCUACAUAUUAUUUAUUAUUUGCCCUAAGAUUCUCACAGUGGUACUCUUUAACCUGCUAUCACAAAUAAUGAGACACAGAUACCUGUUAGAUUUAUAAUUGCCUUAUUUACCUUGUACUGGGCAGAUAUUUCACUUACAGUGUCUCGAUAACCUCAUCAUCCAUCUCCAUCUCCCAGUUCCCAUCCAAUGCCAUCCACCUUAAUCCUCCUCAGUUGGGCUACCUUUCAUCCAUAAUCCCAUGGUACUUGUAUAAUCCCAGUCUCCAUCUGGGCCUUUUCACAUCAUUACUGGAGUCCUUCCUCAGCCCAUGGGGCAUUUUCCCCAGGCGAACCCAUCCUGGAGUCCUCCUCCUUUCUUGCCCCGUCCAUCUGUUUGCCAUGAUCCACUCUUGAACCCCUAAAGCGUAGGAACCUUAACCACACCUAUCCCAUUCUGCCCUGGCCAGGUAUAAGCUGUUUAAUCAACCAAUCAGAUAUAUCUUAGGCAGGUUUACAAAACAGAGAUAGGUGUAACCAGAUCCUGAGGGCCAGUAACACACAUCAGAGCAGCCUUCAACGAAGAGUUAUCUCAUUCAGUAUGGAUCUGUCUCUCUCUAAUUUUUAAAUUUUCAAUUUUAUUUAGUGUAUGUGUGUGUGUGUGUGUGUGUGUGUGUGUGUGUGUGUGUAAUAUGACCCCUGAACCACCAAUUUCAACACCCUUUGUUUAUCUUACGCAAUCCUGCACUCUCUCUGUCCAGAACUUAUGACCACUAUCACUAUUUAAAUAACUAAUUAAGCCUACAGGUAUUUAACAUUUACUUUGGAUAGAAUCCCAGAACGCACAAAUACAUGCAAACCUCCUGUAAACCUUAGCCAUUCCUUAUUGCCUUGCUCACAAUAUUUCAGGAAACAGGUGUUCUCUCUUAAAUUCUCAAGGAGCCAAAUUCCCUUUUUCCUUUUAGAUUCCGUGACUAACUUUUCCAUGCUGGUCAAGUCCAGUUGAAGGCUGCCUCCUCAGUGAAAUCAACUCUAAUGGCUCACACUAAAUUGUUUUCAUUUCAGCACACUUGUGUCUUCCUGCUAUUUUCCCAUCUGCUUAUCUGUGAGCACCUUACCAUUUUAUCCUUAUUGAAGUUUGGGUUUUAAAACAGAAUAAACCUUGUCUUGCCUCCUCUUCAGUCAUUAGUUGGUAUCUAUAGGUUUCUUUCAAACAGAUUAAGUGUAUUUUCCUUGUCUUUCAUUGUAAACAGUGAUUCAGAGAAUAGAGGCAAACUUGCGUACAAUUGCCCUCCAAUUGUCUGGUUUAAAUCUAUUACUUGGUGCUGUUAUUUCUCAGCUCUGCAGUAUUUAGUCACCUUACUUUCCCCUGAGAGUUUUUCUGUGUUGUGCAGCUAGCUGCUGGCUCUAUAAGAACUUCCUACUUCCUCUCUGUUUGUGUAAGACCUACUCUCCAUUCAAUAUUGGCAAAGUGAAUUGUAGCUAAAGCUUUGCUUGGCAUGCCUGGUCAUGAUGAGCAUUUCCCCUCUGGACUCCCAUGUCCUUAGCAUUGACCUCUUCCUUGUCUUACACUGUAUCAAAUUGCUGCUGAGUUUUUCAGGUUCAGAUUGUACACGCAGACACAGACAGAGGGGGGGGGUCUCAAGGAUUAGAAUGGUUUCUUCAUCCACCCUAAGCCUCUGGUUUGAGCAAUAAAACAUGCAUGUCUUGUGUUUCCUUAUCUAUUUGUACUUCUAAAAAAAACGUACAAUCUAAUUUUUUUUUUCAUUUGUAGGAUUGAUCUUUCUGGAAAUGCAAGAGAAAACAUGAAUUGUGCUUAUCUUUAUAACAGAAGAAUCCAUCCAGCUUCCUGUGAGGACAGACAUUAUUUAAUGUGUGAGAGGAAGGCUGGCUUAACAAGAGUGGACCAACUGCUUUAAAACAGAAGGACAGACAGGAUGUCAGAUGAGUGCUUGAUCACAUAAUAAAAGAUCUGGACAAAAGA